CGUUGCUUUUCCCCUUUAGCCAACUGUCUGUGGAAUCCCUUUCCCCUGCGCGCCUCCUUUCUCUCCUAACCAAACACAGCGUUGUUUUAUCUUUGUGCGUCCCAAUCCCCGCAGUCGGAUUGCUCCCUCCUCCCGCUACUUAUCCUAGACAUUUUGGAGUUGACUAAUGCUGCUACGACGGUUACCUGGGAUGACGAUUACAGCGGCUUUUUCAUGCCGGCAUCCACUUCGUAUCCAAACGGACCUUGUAUCCCUUAAAUCAGUCUCCACUUACCCUAAAAUUGCUAUGCUCUCCUUCUGCUCUAGCUCUCAAAUUUCUGGCGAGCUCACUGAUUCAAUCCUCAAAGAGUCAUCAAAACGUGGCCCUCUAAAACCUGGACUAUAUUUAGUAGGAACUCCAAUUGGAAACCUAGAAGAUAUCACAUUGAGGGCUCUCCGUGUUUUAAAAUCUGCUAAUGUGAUACUUUCAGAAGAUACAAGACAUUCUGGGAAGUUACUUCAGUAUUAUAACAUUAAAACUCCCCUCCUGAGUUAUCACAAGUUCAAUGAGUGUCAAAGAGAACAGACGGUGUUAAAGAGGUUGAAACAGGGUGAGAUUGUGGCACUCAUAAGUGAUGCAGGGACACCGGCUAUCAGUGAUCCUGGUGCAGAAUUGGCAAAGUUAUGUGUGGAUGAAAAUAUUCCUGUUAUUCCUAUUCCUGGACCUUCUGCUGCAGUAGCAGCUCUUUCUGCUUCAGGCUUGGCCACGGAUGAGUUUACAUUUGUUGGGUUUCUUUCGAAGCAUAAUAAAUCAAGGAGAGAGAGGCUGAUGGCUUCUGCAAAUGAAACGAGAACGCAAAUAUUCUAUGUUCCCCCGCACAAACUUGCUCUGUUUCUUGAAGAGACUUCAUCGCAUUUUGGUGAUUCAAGACGAUGUGUCAUGGCUCGGGAAAUGACAAAAAUGCAUGAAGAGUUUUGGAGGGGUACUCUGGGGGAAGCAAAAGAAGUGUUUUCAGAUCACCAACCAAGGGGAGAGAUCACACUGCUAAUUGAAGGCAAGAUGAAUCAGUUGAUUGAAACUCCGUCUGAGAGUCAGCUUGAGCAUGACUUGAGAGACCUGAUAUCCAAUGGGCACAGUUUAUCUUCGGCAGUCAAAUUGGUGGCUGAAGGAACAUCGGUGAAGAGAAAAACAGUAUAUUCAUUAGCAUUGAGGAAAUUUGGGAAGCAAAUGGAAGCAGAUGAUCCUUCAAAUUAAAUUAUAUCAUACUCUGAGUUGGAUGAAAGAAGGCAAUGUGCAAAAUUUUCCUCCACUGUUGCUUCAGGAGUUAGUCGAUGCAAUUCUUGUAUGCCAUGAAAGACUAGAGAUAAGAGACUGUAAGGAGAAAUGAGGAUCAGACAGGCAACAAAAGCAGCAAGAGAAAUAGCAUGUAAAAGACGCAAUAGAUUGAAUGCACAAUGUGAUGUUUUGGAUUUGUCUUUAAUAGUGAUUUCUGGGUCGUGCUCUUUUUUGAUAGGUGCAACACUAGUUUAAUUUUGCGUAUGAACAAAAUUUUGACUAACCGCCAAAUUUAUGAAUGGACUUGACCUCUGAA
This is a messenger RNA of Jatropha curcas, 1571 nucleotides long. Its product is annotated as Tetrapyrrole (Corrin/Porphyrin) Methylase. NCBI's taxonomy places the organism in Eukaryota, Viridiplantae, Streptophyta, Magnoliopsida, Malpighiales, Euphorbiaceae. Gene Ontology annotation, molecular function: methyltransferase activity. The record is from RefSeq and is a predicted model, not a curated record.